Molecule: messenger RNA, 2430 nt
Organism: Phalaenopsis equestris
Lineage: Eukaryota; Viridiplantae; Streptophyta; Magnoliopsida; Asparagales; Orchidaceae
Product: probable methyltransferase PMT3
Exons: 8
Coding region: 343-2199 (618 amino acids)
Cellular component (GO): cytoplasm; endosome; trans-Golgi network
Molecular function (GO): methyltransferase activity
Source: RefSeq, a predicted model, not a curated record
UUGCCCCAUGCCUCAAAUAUUAUUAUCCUUCUAACACGCAUAUUUGUUCUCAUUCCUUUUCCCUGUUGGCCGACAGCUCGCUCUCACGUCUUCUACUCCGCAAAGAUUUCAAGGCAGCUCGAGAUCCAAUCUAGAUCUCGAUCCGUCUUUCGAGGGUUGUUUUUGUGACGACAGCAUCUUCUGGCUUGUGUAGGAUUUAAAGCCAUACAGGGGCUGUGGAGAGAUAUCAUUGGUCGUUGUGGAUCACUGUUAGAAUUCUUUUUUAUUUUGCCUGUUAGGUGGUGUGGAAUUCCCUUCACGAUCUGUCAACUAUUACAGUAAUUGCUACGUGAUUAUUGAAGAAUGAGGGGAAGAGCUGAUGGAGGUCAAAAGAAGCACCUGGUGCUAUCCGUUUUUGUUGUUAUGCUAAUUUUAGGAUUUCUAUUUAUCUACUAUGGUGGCCAUCGAGGGCGGCAUGCUAGCAGUGCUUUAGAUUAUGGAACCAAAUUCUCAAGGUCAUUAGGUUGGGGUGGCAAUGAUGAUGGAGAUGCUACUAAAACAAAUGAGCCUGUUUUCGGACUAGAAGAUGGAGAUGAAAUUAUCACACCCAGGAGCUUCCCUGUAUGCGAUGAUCGUCACAUGGAGUUGAUUCCUUGCCUGGAUAGGAAUCUAAUUUACCAAACACGAUUGAAACUGGACUUGUCUUUGAUGGAGCACUACGAGAGGCAUUGCCCACAGUCUGAGAGGCGCUUUAAUUGCUUAAUUCCUCCUCCACGUGGCUACAAGAUUCCAAUAAAGUGGCCAAAAAGCCGAGAUGAAGUUUGGAAAGCAAACAUACCUCACACCCACCUUGCACAUGAGAAGUCUGAUCAGAACUGGAUGGUUGUGAAAGGUGACAAGAUACAAUUUCCUGGCGGCGGCACCCAUUUUCACUAUGGAGCUGACAAAUACAUAGCCUCAAUUGCAAAUAUGUUGAACUUUCCAGACAAUGUAAUAAACAAUGAAGGAAGAUUACGAACAGUUUUGGAUGUCGGCUGUGGAGUUGCAAGUUUUGGAGGAUAUCUUCUGUCAUCUAAUGUUAUAACAAUGUCUUUGGCUCCAAAUGAUGUGCACCAAAACCAAAUUCAAUUUGCUUUAGAAAGAGGAAUCCCGGCCUUUCUAGAUGUUUUAGGAACAUGGAGAUUGCCCUACCCUAGUAGAUCAUUUGAACUUGCUCACUGUUCCCGUUGUAGGAUUGAUUGGCUUCAAAGGGAUGGGAUUCUUUUACUUGAGCUGGAUAGACUACUAAGACCAGGAGGUUAUUUUGCUUAUUCAUCACCUGAAGCAUAUGCUCAAGAUGAAGAGGAUUUGAGAAUAUGGAGAGCAAUGAGUGCGCUUGUGGAUCGCAUGUGUUGGAAAAUUGCUGCUAAACAAAACCAGACAGUUAUUUGGGUCAAACCACUAACGAAUGAUUGCUACAUGGAUAGAGCGCCGGGUACUAAGCCUCCUUUGUGCAGGUCCGAUGAUAAUGCUGAUGCAGUUUGGGACGUCAAAAUGGAGGCUUGCAUUACUCCUUACUCUGAACAGCAUCAUAGAGAUAAAGGUAGUGGAUUGGCUCCAUGGCCUGCUCGACUAACUACUCCUCCACCACGACUCGCUGAUCUUGGUUACACUGCAGAAACUUUUGAAAAGGACACAGAGAUUUGGCAACAUAAAGUUGAGCAUUAUUGGAGCCUAUUAAGCCCUAAAAUAAAACCAAACACUGUAAGAAAUAUCAUGGAUAUGAAAGCAAAUAUGGGAUCAUUUGCAGCAGCAUUAAGGGAUAAAGAUGUUUGGGUUAUGAAUGUUGUGCCACAUGAUGGGCCGAGCACACUCAAAAUUAUCUAUGAUAGAGGCCUCAUAGGCACUGUUCAUGAUUGGUGUGAAUCAUUCUCAUCUUACCCUCGUACAUAUGAUCUCCUUCAUGCAUGGACUAUCUUUUCUAGCAUUGAGAAGAGGGGAUGCAGUGCUGAGGAUCUCCUCCUGGAGAUGGAUCGAAUUCUUAGGCCAACUGGUUUCAUUGUUGUUCGGGAUUCUCGUGCCUUUGUCGACUUGAUUAUCAAGUACUUACCAGCACUGCAUUGGGAAUCUGUUGCAGUAGUGGACUCAGAGUCAAAUUCAAAUCCAGAGGACGGAGAGGUUAUCCUUGUAAUUCAGAAGAAGUUGUGGCUUGUGGAAGAAAACCUCAAGGAUUUCAGAUGAAGAUACUACAAUCUUAUUUCAGGCAAACCAAGUAUUUUGGCCUCAUUAUAGUUUCUAUUUUCCUUUCAACUUUUAUUUAUUUCAGCCUCAGUAUUGUUAGAAUCCCAAGGUUAGUUGUGGUAUUUUUGUAUGUUUUGUUUAAUUUUUAUUUUUUGGUGUUCUUCAGGUUUACUUGUUGAACUUAAUAGCUUUUCACAUGGAAUAAGAAAAUAAUGUUUCCAUCAGGCUUUA